AUGGUUGUCAACACUCCAGCAUUGGCCGGUACCCCUCCUGUGCUUCGCCGACGCCCGGAUCAGCCUCUUGAAAGCGUCGAUGCGGAACUGUCUCAUCUAUUUGGAGUUUCAAACGGCCAGAAUGGAAAUUCGACGUCGACCAACACGCGACCACUGCUCAGUCCCAAGGUCUUGAACUUGAAGACUGCAAAUAGAGAUCCUCCGGCGACCGGUGGUAUGUAUUGCAUGCGUAAUGAAAAAGCCAGACCUAUGUCAAAGAAGACAGGCUCCCCGGAGACGCGUGUGCAGCUUCCUUCACCCACUAGCCAGCCAGAGCAGCAAGACAGCCUGAAACGCUACUCCAGCCAAUCCUAUUCGGGAAGUGGUGUGAUAAAACAAGACCUUAACGGUACUCUGCCCUGUGAUGCAUCUAUCCACUGCCCAUUGCCGGACUGGCGGGGGUAUGACGCUCCUAUCGCAGUUUCAGAUACCAACCAAAUAGAAGGCUUGGAAAAGGUCUCUGGAUCAAUGGCACAUUCACAAAGCUAUAGUACAAUAUACCAAAGAAGGUCGAAGAGAGUUCGUGAAGAGAUUCAAUGGACGCUGAUAGAUUCUUUAAGACGAUGA
Messenger RNA from Ophidiomyces ophidiicola, 606 nucleotides. RefSeq lists its product as uncharacterized. The record is from RefSeq and is a predicted model, not a curated record. The transcript has 3 exons. Bases 1 to 606 code for a protein of 201 amino acids. NCBI's taxonomy places the organism in Eukaryota, Fungi, Ascomycota, Eurotiomycetes, Onygenales, Onygenaceae.